Messenger RNA from Molossus molossus (Pallas's mastiff bat), 1239 nucleotides. It is a transcript of the gene SNX3, whose product is annotated as sorting nexin 3. The record is from RefSeq and is a predicted model, not a curated record. Gene Ontology annotation, cellular component: early endosome membrane; retromer complex. Bases 118 to 606 code for a protein of 162 amino acids. Gene Ontology annotation, molecular function: phosphatidylinositol-3-phosphate binding. The transcript is spliced from 4 exons. Lineage: Eukaryota; Metazoa; Chordata; Mammalia; Chiroptera; Molossidae. Gene Ontology annotation, biological process: endocytic recycling; late endosome to Golgi transport.
CGUGCGCCUCGCGACCGCUGCGCGCGAGCCCGGUGUCCUCGCGGCGGCCAGCAGCGGCGGCGUCGGUGGAACGCGGCGGGGGCGGAGGGAGCCCGCGGCUGCGGCUGCCACAGCGAAAUGGCGGAGACGGUGGCGGACACCCGGCGGCUGAUCACUAAGCCGCAGAACCUGAAUGACGCCUACGGGCCGCCCAGCAACUUCCUUGAGAUCGAUGUGAGCAACCCGCAGACGGUGGGGGUCGGCCGAGGCCGCUUCACCACCUAUGAAAUCAGGGUCAAGACAAAUCUGCCUAUUUUCAAGCUGAAGGAAUCUACUGUUAGAAGAAGAUACAGUGACUUUGAAUGGCUGCGAAGUGAAUUAGAAAGAGAGAGCAAGGUUGUAGUUCCCCCACUCCCUGGGAAAGCGUUUUUGCGUCAGCUUCCUUUUAGAGGAGAUGAUGGAAUAUUUGAUGACAAUUUCAUUGAAGAAAGGAAGCAAGGGCUGGAGCAGUUUAUAAACAAGGUCGCUGGUCAUCCUCUGGCACAGAAUGAACGUUGUCUUCACAUGUUUUUACAGGAUGAAAUAAUAGAUAAAAGCUAUACUCCAUCUAAAAUAAGACAUGCCUGAAAUUUGGUGAGAAAGGGCAAAAAAACUUUCCGUGACUAUUAUGAUUGUCUGCACCGGUGAAGAAGUUCUAACUCACUUAGCAUGCUGCGCAGAACUGGUAUAACAUGCCUUCGGUGUACUAACACUUGUGUGCUCUGUUUUGUCUUGUUUUGCUUUGGCAGUUGACAAGAAGUUAAUUUGCUUUAGUGAAGUCUCUCAUUCCAGCCUUUCUAUAUAAUAGCUCUUCCUUGCUGUUUCAUGUGCUGCACACGAUAGCCUCACAAUCUGUUAUCCCAGCAUACUCCGCAGUGUCCUGACUAAAGUUACUGACCUGGUCUUAGCUGCAGUUUUUGUGUCAUGUUUGCUUCUUGAAUAUGAUUAACUAGAAUAUUUCUCUUACCCUUUUUAAUAUGUAACGUCACUUGACCUAACUUAUGUGCAGGAGCACUGCACCAUUCCUUGCCAGCACCCUGCACGUAAGAUACACACUUGUAUGCAGAAAGUAUUCCUUCAGGCUUGUGAUACCCUUCACAUGGAAGAUCAGUGAGGGAAAUCUUUAUAUUCUGUAUAAAAACAAAGUCAAAUUUAUAUACUAAGAUCAUUUGUCUAAAAAUUUAAAGUUGUUUUCAAAUAAAAAUGCAUUUCUGAUAUGCA